Molecule: messenger RNA, 1079 nt
Organism: Pungitius pungitius (ninespine stickleback)
Lineage: Eukaryota; Metazoa; Chordata; Actinopteri; Perciformes; Gasterosteidae
Product: pleckstrin homology domain-containing family F member 2-like
Exons: 2
Coding region: 1-783 (260 amino acids)
Biological process (GO): endosome to lysosome transport; endosome organization
Cellular component (GO): early endosome
Molecular function (GO): phosphatidylinositol binding; metal ion binding
Source: RefSeq, a predicted model, not a curated record
AUGGACCUGUUUGACAAGCUGAACCGCGGCCGCAUCCAGGCUGUGGAGCAUUCGUUCGGCCCGGCGGCGGCGUCCCUGUCCAGGCCGGGCCGGGUUCUGAUGGGACAGGGCCGGCUGAUGAAGCAAGGUCGACGCAAGCCCGAGCCCAAGGUUUUCUUCCUCUUUAACGACGUGCUGGUGUACGGCAGCAUCGUCCUGAGCGGCCGCUGGCACAAAAAGCAGAAGGUCAUCCCUCUAGAGGGCCUCAAGCUGGAGGACAUGGAGGACAAUGAGACAUUCAGGAACCAGUGGCUGAUGCGCACGCCUCGCAAGUCGUUCUUCGUGUCGGCCGCCACGCACGAGGAGAAGCGGGCCUGGAUGGAGCACAUCGAAGAGUGCUGCUCCAACCUGCAGCAGGGCGGCGGCGGCGGCGGCGGCCCGGCCGGGUCCGCGUUGGCCGUGGCCUGGAUCCCCGACGGGGCGGCCUUCAAGUGCAUGCGCUGCUUCAGCAAGUUCAGCCCCACCAAGCGUCGCCACCACUGCCGCAAAUGUGGCUUCCUGGUGUGCAACGCGUGCUCCACGCAGCGAGCGGUGAUAGAACACAUCCACCCCACCAAGCUGCUGAGGGUGUGCCGCCCGUGCGCCGCCAGGGAGAAGGAGGACGACGAGGCAGGAAAGACCCGCACGGAGGUGCCAGAGGAGGCGUGGUCCAGUGACGAGGAGGAGAGAGCGGGGGGGAUGCCGAGCGACGCUUACAGCGACUGGCUGGUUUCACACACUGUGGACACUGUGUUUACCCCAUGAGGCACCGCAGCGUCCUGGAAUCCAAGGCAAGAGAGUCUGGUUUAAAGUUCAAAACCUUGAAAAAGUAUUCUGUGAGGUAUUUCACUUAUUACCCAUUUAAUGAUGUCAUCCCUGAGUAUUAUCAAUUAUUACAGAUGUUAUCAAUCUGUGGAAAACACCAUUAUCUUCUUAAAUAUUAUUUGAUGUCAGAGGAUGUUGAGAAGAACAGUGGAUGCCUUUAUGAAACUGCACUGUUAAAGUUUAUACAUUUUCUAAAAAUAAUAAAGCGCUUUCAAAACACAAAGCUCUUGUGUUUU